Molecule: messenger RNA, 1001 nt
Organism: Chlorocebus sabaeus (green monkey)
Lineage: Eukaryota; Metazoa; Chordata; Mammalia; Primates; Cercopithecidae
Gene: SMIM11
Product: small integral membrane protein 11
Source: RefSeq, a predicted model, not a curated record
GCCCAUUGCACCUGCGCGCGGAGUGGUGCAUUUCGGGACGUGUAGUUUUCCCUGGCAGGACCGUGGAAGUCUUGGUUUGUGUGCGGCCUGGCGCGGGAGGCUCCGCCACCGGGAUCAAUGGGACUGAAGCCCCAGCAGAAAGUCACUUACCAGAGGGUGUAGGUUCUUCAUCCAGAGCUCAAGUCUUCUUGGGAUCAGACUUUCCAGCUCCCUGGACUUGACCUUCCAGCUGCCUCUCAUGUACUUGUCUGUUGGGGGUUUGUGUUGAUCAGGAGUGAAUUCACAGUCUACCAUGAACUGGAAGGUUCUUGAGCACGUGCCCCUGCUGCUGUAUAUCUUGGCAGCAAAAACAUUAAUUCUCUGCCUGGCAUUUGCUGGAGUGAAAAUAUACCAAAGAAAAAGAUUGGAAGCAAAACAACAAAAACUGGAGGCUGAAAGGAAGAAGCAAUCAGAGAAAAAAGAUAACUGAAGAUUCUGCCAUGUAAAUGUCAGCUUGAGUGGACUCCAGCUAAGAAGAAAGAAGAAAUACUUAAUUAUUGAAUACAUUGUCAGAGGAUAAACUCCCAACCUAGACCUUGCACUUACAAUAGUGUGAAUUUGUCCAUGUUUUUAAAAGAACCAGUCCUGGCCGGGUACGCUGGCUCUUACCUGAAACCCCAGCACUUAGGGAGGCCAAGGCAAGUAGAUCACCUGAGGUCGGGAGUCUGAGACCAGCCUGGCCAACGUGGUAAAACCCCGUCUCUACUAAAAAUACAAAAAUUAGCCGGGUGUAGUGGUGCACGUCUGUAAUCCCAGCUACUCAGGAGGCUGAGGCAGGAAUUCUCUGCUUGAACCCGGGAGGUGGAGGUUGUAGUGAGCCUAGAUCGCACCACUGCACUCCAGCCUGGGCAACAGAGCAAGACUCCAUCUCAAAAAAAAAAAAAAAAAUUAAAAUCAAAAUUAGAAACAUAAAUAAAAGACCCAGUAUUUUGUUUACUAAAUAAAAUGCCUUUGUAAAAAAA